Histoplasma capsulatum G186AR is the source of this 1719-nucleotide messenger RNA. RefSeq names its product V-SNARE. Lineage: Eukaryota; Fungi; Ascomycota; Eurotiomycetes; Onygenales; Ajellomycetaceae. Bases 78 to 1397 code for a protein of 439 amino acids. The record is from RefSeq and is a predicted model, not a curated record. Gene Ontology annotation, molecular function: syntaxin binding; SNAP receptor activity. Gene Ontology annotation, cellular component: plasma membrane; SNARE complex. Gene Ontology annotation, biological process: exocytosis; vesicle fusion. The transcript is spliced from 2 exons.
AGUAUUCCCAAGAUUUAAAAAAAGAAAUUGUUAGAAUAAUAGCUCCUUAGUUUUUCGUUCCGGUUGGUGUCUACGUUAUGAAGAAAUUCGGCUUUGGGAGCAAGAAAAGUGAGGGUGCAGAUGAGGAUAGCAACCGCUCAGCUCUUUUUGGGUCCAAAUCCAAGAAUAAAAAUCCGACUCCGUCGUCAAAUCCGUAUGCGCAGCCUCAGCAGUCAGCCGAUCCGUAUAGCCAAGGACGUGGACGCGGUGGACAGACUGAUGUGGGCGGAUAUGGACCCCCUUCAAAUCAAGGACGUCCUGGCAUGAAACCUCCAGGCAGCCAAGGACAUGGUGCACCUAGAAACCCUUACGAGAAUCUUGAUAAUAAAUACGGUCGGAGUAAUGGUGGUUAUGCACCCGGAGGACCCGGAUACCAAAGUGGGUAUGGAGGAGACAGGUAUGGAGGUGAUACUUCCACUCCGGGCCCACAAUCUAGAUAUGGGCCUGGUGGUUAUGGUGGACUUGGGAGAGCCGACCCAAACGAUACAGCUUCCGUCGAUGAUAAUAGAGAUGCUCUUCUAGGAGAUGCACGGGCACGGCAACAAGAACGACGUUACAACCCUACUCUGCAAGAUGUCCCACAAGGUGGUGUCAGUGGUGCUAGCGCUGAUGGAUCCAAUACCACUUAUGCCCCGACUUACCAGGAGAGGCAACUCACAGCAGAGGAAGAAGAAGAAGAAGACAUCCAAGCGAUGAAACAUGAAAUUCGAAUGAUAAAACAACAGGAUGUUUCUUCUACCCGCAAUGCUCUUCGUGCCGCCUUAGAAGCAGAAUCGACAGGCCGUGACACCCUCCUUCGUCUUGGUGCUCAAGGAGAACGAAUUCAUAAUACAGAAAAAAACCUUGACCUGGCCUCAAACCAAAACAAAAUUGCAGACGAAAAGUCCCGGGAAUUAAAAAAGCUAAACAAAAGCAUGUUCGCCAUGCAUGUCUCUAAUCCAUUCACAGGCGAACAACGACGGCGUGCUCGUGACGAGGCCAUCAUUGAUCGUCACCAUGAAGAACGCAUUCAGCGAGAGGCUACUCGACAAGCCGCAUUCCGGACAGAGCAACGUAUGGAUGAGACCUUCAAAACCCUAUCAAAGAAAGCUGCCGGUGGCCCACAGAAACAAACAAACCUUGCAGACAGGUCUAAAUACCAGUUUGAAGCUGACAGUGAAGAUGACGAAAUGGAAAAUGAGAUCGAGUCCAAUCUUACUGCGAUCGAAGGUGUUACGGGCAGGUUGAACCUUCUUGCUCAGGCCCAAGGUAGGGAGAUUGAGCAACAGAAUGCCGAUUUGGGCCGAAUCAUAGGCAAGAGUGACCAUGUGGACGAUCAGAUCGUCAUGAAUAGCGCCCGACUCGGUCGUAUUCGUUGAGCAUCGCAGAACCUACCAUCCUUCUACUCUAGUAGAUCUAUCUUUAUUAAAGUAGCACCUUGAUGUUUGCUAGAUCCUCUAUGCUUUCCCCAUCGCAAACAUAUCUCUUUCAUAUCCCUUCAUAACAGCAAUGCUUGGCAGUCCAUACCCAACAAGUUUUUUGUCAGCUUUUCUGCCAUUGCCGCCUGUUCGUUUGUUUUGUCGAGUGAUGUCAGACCUCUCCUGCGUUGAUCGUAGAUGCUAAUACGAUAGAUUCUUCUAUUUUAGUGCCUUGUUUUUUAUCAGUGUAGCUUCAAUCCAUAUCAUCUAUUUUUUUUCGCUC